UCUCACAUAAAACCCCAAGAAGGCAAUCGCUGGGUCACAUGGUAGUUUCAUGCUCAAUUUAUUAAGAAACGCCGUACUUUUUCAGAGUGGCUGCCAUUUUACAUUCUCACCAGCAGUGUAUGAGUAAUCCAGUUCUUUCACAUAGUUGCCAGUAUUUUGCAUGGUCACUCUUUUAUAUUGUAGCUAUUCAACGGGUGUGUAGUAAUCUCUCAUUUGGUUUUCAUUUGCAUUUUCCUAAUGGCUAAUGAUAUUAAUAAUCAUCUCAUGUGCUUAUUGCCAUCUGUAUAUCCUUUUCAGUGGAACAUCUCUUCAUGUCUUUUGUCCAUUUUCUAAUUACACUGUCUAUUUUUUACUUUGAGUCUGAGAGUUCUUAAUAUUUUAUAGAAUUACUCCUUUGUUAAAUAUGUGGUAGGCAAAUAUUUUCUCUUGGUCUGUAGUUUGUCUUUUCAUACUCUUAAAAGGAUCUUUCACAUAGCAAAUGGUUUUGAUUUUGAUGAAGUCUAGUUUAUUACUUUUUCUUUUUAUGGACCAUCUCUCUCCUGGAUUAUUCCAAUAGGCUCACUGUUCUGAGUCUGCCUUUGCCUCCCAAUAUUUUAUUCUUAAUGGGGCAAUCAGAGUGAUCUUUUAAAAUGUAAUUUCUCACUCAAAACUUUCCAAGGUUCCCCUGUCACUGAGACUAAAAGACAAAGUCUUGACAAGGGUUUUAUGUAAGGCCCUGUAUGAUCGGGUCCUUCAUUAUCCCUCUGACCUUGUCACUUACCACCCUCUCUCUCUCUCCCUUGGCUCUGGCCACACUGGCUUCCUCUGUGAUAUUCGCACAGGACAAGCCACCCCUGAUCCAGGCCUCCAGUCUUUUGUUUGCCUGGAAAAUAUAACCUUGGCUCUGAGGUCCCUCAUUGCCCUCGGGUCUUACUGAAACAGGGCCUUUCUAGUGAAAACUUCCAUGACCUCCCAUUUAACAUAGAAAUGCCUCCAUUUCCUAUAGUCCCACAUUCAGUUUCUUAUUUUAUUUUUCAUGGUACUUGUCAAUAUCUAACCUAACUUUACUUAUUUUAAAAAAUUAUCUUCUUUUCUCAAAUCUUAAGGUCCUUGAGGGAAAAUCUUUUUAUCUGUUUUGUUCAUAAGUGUUUGACCACAGAGUCUAGAGAGCCUGGCACCCAGUGGGGACUUAACAAAUAUUUAUAGAAUGAAAAAUGAAUGAAGAAAUAAAGGAAUGACCAAAGUGGAUCCCAACCCGGCUGUGCCUUGCUGUGAUAAAGCUCACUGUCCCAGCUUGCAAACCUGAGCUGGUGCUGGUGGAAUCCACCUUCCUUUCCCAAAGAGAGGUCAGUUCUUUCAGAAAUACAGGGUCUAAGAAAGACAUCUUAAGAAUCAUCCUCUUUGGAAUGAUGGAAUUAAAACUGCUAAUGAAAUCUCCACUCUUAAUGAAGUAACUGAUCAUCAGUGGUUGUUAAUGCUAUUUAUUGAAAGGCAGAUGGGGAACAUCAUAAUGGAUGUUCAGUGCUGACAGCACCUGAAUCCAAUGACUUGUCUUAACAUCCUUAAAAAUGUGACAAGUUUAUGUGCUUCCUGUUGUGAUAUAUAGGAAGGUACAAUAGCACUGCUGAUAAAAUAAUUUUGCAAUAAACCAAAACUGAAUCUAAAGAUAAUCAAUUAUCUGGAUCUAACUACCUGUUUCCUAGGAAAUACAGGUAGAGAGGAAUAUCUUAAAUGACAUCAGAAGAAUAUAAUCGACUAACUCUAAACUGUGGAGAACUCUUUAGGAUAAAUGGAAAGAAGGUGGUGCCUAAUUUCAGAAAUCCUGCUUUGUCAUAUAUGCUGUCUUCUCUAUGGAGCCCAGGAUUUUAGAAAUAAAAGGCAAGGUGACCAGCUGCUGCUGUCCACCCUGCCAUGCCUGUCCUCUGGCCAGUGGGCACCACGUCUGCUACCCACUUCAGCAGAGGGAAAGGCUGAAAUAAAGGAAGAAACAAAAAUUGAACAGGAACAGAUUCACAUCUCAAAAUAUCCUGCCACGUUUGAAAGAUGUGAGUUGAAUUCAUGGGAGAGGGUUCCCUGGGAAACAAGACUUGUUCUCACAGAUGAGGCCUGGGCCCUCGUAGACACUGUGUAGGACCGGUCCUCAGAAUGCUCUGAUGUCACCACUGAGGUGACGGAACCCUGCUGGGGCCUGGUGACCUUUGAACCCUAACAGCCCUGCCCUGUAGUGAGAAGUGCUCCUGGUUCUUCAGCCACUUGGAGAUGCGACUAUUUUUACCUUUGUAUCCAGUCAUUUCAACGGACCUCCUGCGAGCCAAGAAGGGCCAACCCGGAGGGAGCAGGCAGCAGCUGCUAUGCUGCAACCAUGAAACGGCAACAGAGGAGGAAACAUCUGGAAAACAAAGAGUCCCAGGAAACCAGCAAGAAGGAAGGGGGAAUCCGGAGAGUACAUCGAGGCAGUCCCCAGCCUCUAGCACACCCAGCUGAGGUUCAGGAACGAGGGGAGACCGACCCCCCCUCACAACACAUCUCCCUCUUGUCCCCUUUGUCCUAUAAGACGUGUGUGUCCUCUCUGUGUCUAAACAAAGAGGAAAGGGGCAUGAAAAUCUACUACAUGCGGGUACAAGUGAAAAAGGAGGUGGCUGUCUGCUGGGAGACAGAGGAAGCCUCAGACUCACUAGACAAGCAGCCAGAGGCGACCCUUCCUGACAUUGUGUGGGUAGGUACUCCUCCCUCUGAUGUGUCCACCAGAAGCCUCCUGUCUGACAGCAAGCCCAGUGAGGACGAGGAAGACCAUGAAGAAAGGGAAGACUCAGAUAACCCACCAGGGUCCUCUGACAUUGAGGAGGGACCCAGCAAGAGCCCUGACUGGCUGGUGACCAUGGACACCGGCUUCCGGUGCCUGGCCUGCUGCCGCGUCUUCUCCACCUUGGGGAGCCUCCAGGAGCAGGUGCAGUACGGGGUCAGGAAGCACUUCAGCUGCCGUGCCUUCCACCUCACCAUGGCUCAGCUGACAGGCAGUGUGAUGGCACAGGGUGCCCAGGAGGAGGCGGAGGAGGAAGACAAGCAACAAGAAGAGAAUGAGGAGGAGCACUCCACACACAAAGACCUCAGCACGAGAGGGGCCUUGAGCCAGUGUCCAGGCUGUGUGUUUAAUUCUCCAAAUGACAGGAAGUAAGCAGGGGCUGGGGCCACUCAGGGAGCUGUGCCUUCUCCAAGCCAGCACUGUCCCUUCCAUCCAGGUUCCUGCCCCCGUCGGGGAGAGGUGGGGGCUUUGUCCACUCAGGGAACAACUGCAGUGGGGAUACCCAGGCCUGUGCUUCUUGCCUGGGCAUUUCAUAAAGUCAUGGCUUGUAGGGGAAUUUAUCCUGAGGUUUCCAGUGUCCCCAGGAAGUUCUGAAAAUUUCCAAUGGCUACCAGAGGACCUUUCCUCUUUACCUAAAAAGUGUCUUUCUCACUAAGAAGUGAGUCUCCACACAGCAACUGAGAUUCAAACCAGAAGCUCCUGGAAAGUGGUGUGGCCUCCUCUCAGGAGAAGUAAGGCCUGAUGUUGGCAGUCUUCUGCCUACAUCACGAGGGCCCAGAGUCGUCUCAGGGAAGGGCCUAUAGGGCUGUCCUGGGUUAUUUCAGGCUCUGCAGCUGUGUCAGCUUGUGGCAUCACCAGUGCUUCCUGGGGAUCAACCUCCCUUUGCUUCCAGGGAGUGUGGGGGGUUUUGACAGUUUUCUUAGUGUCUCCACGACCUCAACUCAAGAGGAAAUUCUCCUGGCAGCUCUUGUAGGCAGAGCGCCACACAACCUCAAGAGCCAGCAGUGGUCAGAAGAGAGGACAGGGGGCCCAGCAGGACCAGAGGUUUGAGGUCUCAGAGCCUUCAGCCUGAGCUGGGAUCUCAUCCUGACCGUGGACAUAGCCCUCAGGCAAAAGGGUAAAGUGGUGAGGGAGACACGUGGAAAUGAGGUCCCAAGAGGUCUGGACAUGUUUCGGAACCUUCUUUUUGCUGUAGCUGAUCUGGAAACAAGCUCACUGUGAUGUGCAUGGCUCUGAGCUUUAAGACAAAGGUGAAGGGUGACUCUAACUAGCAGAGUUGUAUCCUUCUGGUCUCUCUCUUUUCUGCCUGAUCUGUUUUGUCACUUCCAGAGAGAAGAAAGGACCACAGGGACAGUGGCAGACAGAAAUGCUAGUGGCAGGAAAGAGUAAGGAAGGCCCAGCAUUCAGUCCAACAUCACAUGACAAUAUAAACAUGUGCAAUAAAUGCUGUUUUCCAAAUCUUUCCUGGAAUGUUCUUUAAUCAAAUUUUACCA
This is a messenger RNA of Manis pentadactyla (Chinese pangolin), 4275 nucleotides long. RefSeq names its product protein FAM170A-like. Gene Ontology annotation, cellular component: nucleus. Gene Ontology annotation, biological process: fertilization. NCBI's taxonomy places the organism in Eukaryota, Metazoa, Chordata, Mammalia, Pholidota, Manidae. The record is from RefSeq and is a predicted model, not a curated record.